GCCGCAAUCGUCUUCCCCGUCCCCUGAUCUCAGAUCCAAACCAAACGAACUCCACGCUAAACCCCCUCCGCCCCACGCCAAGCGCGCAUGAAACCCUAGUACCCAUCCAGAUCUCCGCGUCCCGGGUCGCCGCGCCGCGCCGCCAUGGCGACCACCGCGCUGGACUUCCUCCCGGCGCCGCUCCGGUCGCUGCGGCUCAAGACGAAGCAGCAGGAGCUCCUGCUCCGCGUCUCUGCGCUGGCACUCAUCUACGUGCUCGCCUUCGCCGUCCGCCUCUUCUCCGUCCUCCGCUACGAGUCCAUGAUCCACGAGUUCGAUCCCUACUUCAACUACCGCACCACGCUCUUCCUCUCCGAGAAUGGCUUCAGCGAGUUCUGGAACUGGUUCGACUCCGAGAGCUGGUACCCACUCGGACGCGUCGUGGGCGGAACACUCUUCCCGGGCCUCAUGGUCACCGCGGCGCUGCUCCACCGCCUCCUCCGCGCGCUCUCCCUCGCCGUCCACAUCCGCGAGGUCUGCGUCCUCACCGCGCCCUUCUUCGCCGCCAACACCACGCUCGUCGCCUACGCCUUCGGCCGCGAGAUCUGGGACUCCGGGGCGGGGCUCGUCGCCGCCGCGCUCAUCGCCAUCGUCCCGGGUUACAUCUCCCGCUCCGUCGCCGGUUCCUACGACAAUGAAGGCGUCGCCAUCUUCGCGCUGCUGCUCACAUUCUACCUCUUCGUGCGCGCCGUUAACACGGGAUCGCUUGCCUGGGCGCUUGCCUCGGCGUUCGGGUACUUCUACAUGGUGUCGGCAUGGGGAGGCUACGUGUUCAUUAUCAAUCUCAUCCCGCUUUAUGUGCUCGUGCUGCUUGUCACUGGGAGGUACUCGCAGAGACUCUAUGUGGCCUACAAUUGCAUGUAUGUGCUUGGGAUGCUGCUUGCGAUGCAGAUCCGCUUUGUCGGUUUCCAGCAUGUGCAGUCUGGGGAGCACAUGGCCGCUAUGGGAGUUUUCUUCCUGUUACAGGUUUUCUUCUUCUUGGAUUGGGUGAAAUACUUGCUGAAUGAUGCCAGACUAUUCAAGUCAUUCCUUCGAAUUACUCUUACAUGUGUGAUUACUGUUGGAGCCUUGGCUCUUGGAAUUGGUACUGCAUCUGGUUACAUCUCCCCUUGGACGGGGCGGUUUUACUCCCUUCUUGAUCCUACCUAUGCAAAGGACCAUAUACCAAUAAUUGCGUCUGUCUCUGAGCAUCAGCCAACAGCAUGGUCAUCAUUCAUGUUUGAUUUCCACAUCCUCCUUUUCCUGUUCCCAGCUGGCCUCUAUUUCUGUUUCAAGCGACUGUCAGAUGCCACGAUAUUUAUUGUCAUGUAUGGCCUCACGAGUAUGUACUUUGCUGGAGUGAUGGUUCGAUUAAUUCUUGUGGCAGCACCAGCUGUUUGCCUUAUCAGUGCCAUUGCUGCAUCUGCUACAAUUAAAAAUCUGACCACCUUGAUCCGGACAAAGAGCAAAAGUCCCCAGGCUACUUCUGGAAAAACAACUGGCUCAAAGGCAGCUGCAAAGGGAGCGGUUGAUCAAUCUUUGCCAUUCCAACAUAACGCAGCUAUUGCUCUUCUUCUGGGUGCCUUUUACUUGCUCAGUAGGUAUGCCAUACACUGCACUUGGGUGACAUCUGAGGCUUAUUCUUCUCCAUCCAUAGUUUUGGCCGCAAGGGGUCAUAAUGGUGGAAGAGUCAUCUUUGAUGAUUAUCGUGAGGCAUACUAUUGGCUUCGUCAGAACACUCCUCCUGAUGCCAAGAUCAUGUCUUGGUGGGAUUAUGGGUACCAAAUUACAGCCAUGGGUAACAGAACUGUUAUCGUUGACAACAACACAUGGAAUAACACACACAUAGCUACUGUUGGACGUGCAAUGUCUUCUUAUGAAGAUGAAGCAUAUGAGAUUAUGCAGUCACUGGACGUGAAUUAUGUGCUUGUUGUAUUUGGAGGUGUUACUGGCUAUUCUUCAGAUGACAUUAAUAAGUUCUUAUGGAUGGUGCGUAUUGGGGGAGGUGUUUUUCCUGUAAUCAAAGAGCCUGAUUACCUUGUUAACGGGGAAUAUCGUGUUGAUAAGGGUGCAGCACCAAAAAUGUUGAACUGCCUAAUGUACAAGCUUUGUUACUACCGAUUUGGAGAACUUACCACAGAAUAUGGAAAACCUCCAGGAUAUGAUCGUGUACGAGGAGUGGAGAUUGGCAACAAAGAUAUAAAGCUUGAAUACUUGGAAGAGGCGUUUACAACUUCAAACUGGAUAGUGCGCAUAUACAAGGUCAAACCCCCGAAGAACAGGUCCUGAGGUAGCAUUGCUGGUGAAGUGUUUGGAACCUUAGACGAGUACAUUAUUGUCAAAAUCUGAGUGGCUACAGGAGAUGGGGCAGUUCUGAUAUUUGCGACUGAAGCCCCUCAAAACAUGGGCGCUGCUUUGGCGAGACUGACUGUAGUAGCCGUAGUGUCAGUUCUGCUCAAAGUCAAGAACCACCUUUCCCCUCAUUUGGUUUAGUGAUCGGUGUCGUUCAGAAGGACCAAUUGUGACAACAGCGAGUACUUUUUGAUUGUUAAGCUUAAGCAUGUCAUGACCGAACUUCAAAGUUUUUGUAGGCACAAUGGCUUAUUUGAGUAGUAACUUGGAUUGUCUUUGAUUGAUAUUGCAAGGCAAUGAAAAUUUUCUCGGAGCUUACGAGGAUGAAAGACUGUUGGUUCUGUUC
Panicum hallii is the source of this 2716-nucleotide messenger RNA. RefSeq names its product dolichyl-diphosphooligosaccharide--protein glycosyltransferase subunit STT3B. Lineage: Eukaryota; Viridiplantae; Streptophyta; Magnoliopsida; Poales; Poaceae. The coding region runs from base 145 to 2307 and encodes 720 amino acids. Gene Ontology annotation, molecular function: oligosaccharyl transferase activity. Gene Ontology annotation, cellular component: membrane. The transcript has 6 exons. The record is from RefSeq and is a predicted model, not a curated record.